Messenger RNA from Parastagonospora nodorum SN15, 429 nucleotides. RefSeq lists its product as hypothetical. Lineage: Eukaryota; Fungi; Ascomycota; Dothideomycetes; Pleosporales; Phaeosphaeriaceae. The transcript has a single exon. The record is from RefSeq and is a predicted model, not a curated record. Bases 1 to 429 code for a protein of 142 amino acids.
AUGACCAGGCCGGUCCUUCUCCUGCACCUCACCAAGCCCGGCGUCCCAGACAACCAAACCAAAUGGAUCAAAACCGGCAUUGAAUUCUACAAGGGCAAGCCGUACAUCGCAACUGUCGGGUGCGACAUCUGGGCAGACUGGUCUUUGACGCCGUCGUCGGGGGAGGGCGAGAGGCCCACGGCUACCAUGGAGGCGAGGCGCGAGCGCGACGAUUUGGGUAAGAGUCUUUGGGUGUAUGCAAUUGAAAAGGCUGCGAACGGGACGGAGGAGAGGAGGCCUUUGAGAGAGGUCAACUGGUUCUUUGCAGAGGAGGAGGGCUGGGAGGUUGGUGUUGGAGGGUAUGUUGCUAGGCCGACGAAGGAGGGGGGCGAGGAGCUGCUGGAGGCAGAGUUUGGGGCGGGGUUGGAGAUUGAGAUACUGAAGGCUUAG